Messenger RNA from Penicillium brasilianum, 3562 nucleotides. The record is from the annotation of a GenBank genome assembly. NCBI's taxonomy places the organism in Eukaryota, Fungi, Ascomycota, Eurotiomycetes, Eurotiales, Aspergillaceae.
CUUUCAUCACACACGUGCACUUUGAUCGUGUCACCCGCGCAGGAUUUCUUGUUUGCAGCUGCAGUGAUCCAGUGCCGGGUGAUCCACGAUGCAUACUCCCCAGUAGCUUUUCCCCAGACCACGACACACUCGUGAGAAGCAGCGGUGACCCUCGUCAUAUUUGCUCCCAAGCACACUUGCAGCUGCGCAGACCGAACUUUUCCAAGUCAAGGAUUGUCCAAGUUCAUCUGAGCCCUUCUUUGGAUACUUCCAAAUGAUGGCACUGACUUGGACCAGCACCACCAAUGGCCCGUCGCUUCAUCACACGCGGUCCAGCUUCGAACCUUGGGCGGGCCCCACUAGCACGACGGCCACUGCCACUGGUGAAACGCCAGUUCCUGGCACCCUCGACUCUCUGACCCCCAAGCGCUCCUCCUUAGUGCACCGGUCGCACCAGUCCCGACGAUCCGUUCCAAGCUUUCACCUCCCCAGCCUCCAGACUACUACUCUCACAGCUUCAGCGUCCGCUUCGGCUUUGGCGUCAACGACAACUUCCUGCUCGGCCACAUCAUCCUCGAAGCGCAAUUCUGCCCCCGUGGUCACAUUCUCGCCCAAUAUCUUAUCGGGUCCUAAUGACGGGCGACCUCAGCAAGCCUCCCUCUCACCCGUGCUUCGCCCUGAUGUGAAGCGCACCAUGCCAUCGAGCGUGGCAUAUUCCGAAACGAGGACCCUGGCGAGCGAUCAUAGUCGCGCCUUGAAUGGUGCUUAUCGAUUGGGGUCCGACAGGAUCAACAACAACGACGCCUCGGAGAUCGACGAGGGUCGUCCCAAGAAUGAAGAUGUCUUUCUGAACAUUGCAAGAACCGACUCAGGUCGCCGAGACUCCCUUGGCCGGUCGGAUUUCAGACGAUCGCGACUAGGAUAUUCGACUCAAAGCCUUCGGUCGCCAACCACGCGAGCCGAUCCAGAACAAACCCCUUCCCCAGACCAGCGCUUUAGCAAUGUCGACAGCCCCUUGCUUUCGCAGAAUGGUUCGCCCACAGUCCCCUUGGGCUCGGUCAACCACUCCCCAUCCGCUUCUGGCCUUCCUCUCGACGACCCAGCCCGCUUCCGCUACUCGAGCCUGACCUCGGGCUCGCGAUCAGUUAUUGGCGCUCCGCGCAGCAGACUCAGUCGAACGAGCCCAGAGACCUCCCCACGUUCACCACCAGUCAACGGCGACCGACGGUCAUCCAUCCACGAACCGCGCCUACGGCAUUCUACCCUAUCUACAAUUCGAAGCAGCCGCCAGCCUUCCUCUUCCGAGGUUACGGAGCGUGCACGGGGAGAAACCGACAAGGCCCGCGACGGAACCGAAUCUACUCUGUCGACCAACGCCCCUUCUACCGUCUGGGACGAACUAGACGAUCUCAAGUCUCGAAUCCGCAAGCUGGAGCUCACCGGCAAAUUACCGCCAUCCUCGCAAGAAGCGAUCUCUGGGGCCGCCCAAGAACGACCGCGGACUGCAGCAACUACUUUAACUGCAUUGUCGACUUCACCCAAGCACCACCGCAAAGUCAGCACGCCCUCGGCAGACGCUGACUAUGUGGCACAGAGCCAAGUUCACCCACUGUUGCAGUCGGCACUGGCGAAAGCCAAAGACGUACUGACUAGUGACGUUUACACGGCGCUGGAAGCGACGAUCAAAGAUGCCUUGACCUUGUCCACCAUGUUGGGCGUCAAUACAGCUCCGUCGGGCACGGUCUCCGUCGUGAAUGGAGGGUACAGUUCGUCCGAGAGACACGCCCGCCGCAAAGCGGACAGCAUGUGCCGCAGCCUGACCGAGCUGUGUCUAGCUCUGACGGACAAGCAACUGCAAAGGAAUCGAUCGCGUUCGACAAGCCACGUUCCGGGGACGCAACCGCAGCGAGUAAAUGGCGACGAGAGUGAACCCUUGGUGCCCGGCCCAUCCUAUCAACGGGCCCCCAGCCACGAACCAGAGGGUCUUGAGCGGCGUCCGAGCACGAGCAGCCGCAUGUCCAGUCGCUUAGAAGCACGCAGAAUGUCAUUGAUGAAUCCCGCUACGGCAACUGCUCCAGAGAGCAAAUUACCACCGUCGCCCAACGUUGCUCCACCACCAAGCCGUCUCCAUCGCAUGUCGGCCUCUCUCCGCGGUCGCAGGCCACCAGCCGAGGACGAGACUUCGGAGACAGCCAGUCCACUCAAUCGGUCUCUUUCUAAGGCCAUGACAGAGGUGGGGACACCGAGUCCAGCGCAGAAUGUAUCUCCACGACAGCGUUUGUCUCAUAGCGGCUCCGUAUCUCGCUCAUUUCCGAAUUCUCAGCAGCAGGAUCAGCAGGAUCAGGGAAUGGGUGUCAGUCCUCGCACCUCGCAGUACCAGCAGACUCCCACUCCCUCUCAAACACCCCAAGCUCAACCUCGCACCCCCACUACCUUAUCUCAAUCGAGUAUCCCGUUCCGCCGCAGUUACAUGGCACCGGCCGUAUACUCCCCGGCUACAUCCCGCUCCAACAUUCAGGCCGGAUCCCGCCGGUAUGGUCUCCCAUCCAGCUUCUCUAGCACCACGCCGGGCUCUGUGGCCGAGGAGAGACCUCAAUCCUCUCAGCUAGGCCCGGCCCAAACCCGCAUCAGCGUGCCUUCAGGCAAAUCCGCUACCAGCUAUACCCCCAUUCAGCAACCUCGUCUCCGUACCAACAGCCUAGGCACGCGGAGAUUCGGCCUCAGACGCCGCUCUGCCGCCACCCCCGAUGACACUUUCAACUUGGACGACAGCAUCGACUAAGCGAGUUCAUCCCGUCUUUUUGCCGCAUAUCUUGUCAUGUCACUUUUUUGUCUGCUUUGCAUUGUGUUGAAACGCCAUCAUGCAUACCUACCAUUGUUAGGAAUUCGGUCACGCCUCCUUGAUAUCAUAUGUUCACGCAGCGUCCUCGCAUUGAUCUUAUUUAUGGAGAUCUAUCUUCUUCUUGUCGGCGUUCCUCUUCCGUUUUCUUUAGACGCUUGUGCAUGCAUCCCACCUGAGUUUGGAGUCGUCCUCUGUCUGCUGCAUUGCCCAGUCCAGCUCAAAUUCAUCCGUUCACCAUCCUUCACGAGGUACGUUGCACCUCGAUGUACACCUUCGACAUCGAUGCACCGUUAAACUCUAUAUUCUUCCUGCAUUUUAUCCCGAGGCUCCCACUCGGAGAAAGGGACAUUUUGGGGAAAACCGAGCCCCUGUUCCUUUUACACCCACUUUUUCUCCUUCGCCAUCUGUCAUUUCCAAAACUAUUCGACCACCGGGCCUGGGACUGGGCACUUCAUAAUCCGGCUAACCACGUCCAUUGAUUGUACAAAACAACCAUCAUAACCAUCAACCAUCACAACCGGCGUCGGUGUUUCAGUCCCUUUUCAUUUUCUCUGUACAUGUUGCCCUGGACUCUUUGUUCUUACAUUGUCACCGCGCCGUGAAGUCACGUCAUCUUUCUUCAUGUCACUCGUGCUUCUUCUUGACUUUGAUCUCGCGCGGACUUGUUUCUUCACGCUUAUACGGAACGGAUUUUGAUUAACGAAUUGAACGAGAAUUUUUUACAGUUUAACUUGCUGUCCC